Messenger RNA from Bursaphelenchus xylophilus (pine wood nematode), 2444 nucleotides. The record is from the annotation of a GenBank genome assembly. NCBI's taxonomy places the organism in Eukaryota, Metazoa, Nematoda, Chromadorea, Rhabditida, Aphelenchoididae.
AUGAGUUUCAACUCUGGCGGGAUUCAAGUGGAAUCAGAUACGAACGGACUUUAUCGACGAAACGACGACGCCAGUAUCAAACAAAUGCGGAAAAAGUAAUCUAGUAGCCCCAAAUCUUAUCGCCAACCAUCACAUAUCACUUUCAGAGGCCUCCCUUGGAUCCUAACAGCAGUUGUGAUUCUCGUUUUGGUCCUGUUAGCUGGAUUAUUAUACUUUGUCCUCAAGGAUUCCAAAUGCACUGCUGACUCACCAAGUUUUACACCAAAAGCAAGUGUAGAAGAGCUGACACAAUGGGAUUGGCCGCGGCCCAGGCAAACCACUGUUUUGGCGUCUUUUACUAAAGCAGCGAUCGUUAGUGAUAAUGCGAUUUGCUCGGAGAUUGGACGGUGAGCAUAUUUUCAAGGCAACUUUUGACGAUGCUUCAAGAAAUUAUUUUUUAAAUUAUCGACUUUUAUGGUAUACUUUACAGGUCUAUUCUCUUGCGCGGAGGCAACGCCGUUGACGUGGCGAUUGCUGUUGGCAUCUGCAUUGGAGGUCUUCAUCCCCAUUCAAGUGGCCUGGGCGGCGGUUUUUUGAUGACUUAUUAUGACAAGUGAGUGUCAAUCGCUUCCUGUGAUUGAUGGCUGUUUGAAAAAAUAAUUUUAGAGAAGCCGGAAAGUGCCGAACAUUGGAUGCCCGUGAAACAGCGCCUCUGGCAACAAACCAAAAUUCGUUCCAUGACAACCCAAAGGAUGCGUUUUUGGGUAGGUUGGAUGCUGCAUUAAAGAAAAAUUUUUGCCUCUCUCUGGCAGCUGUCUUCAUUAACUUUAAAAAAAAUCAAAUUUUACCAUACCCUCAAUAUUUUAAUUGGUCUUUUUAGGUCCCAAAUCCAUCGCCACUCCCGGCGAGCUUCAUGGAUUUUGGUCGGCGUUCAAACGUUUUUCCAGCGGCCGAAUUCCAUGGUCAGAUCUCUUGAUGCCCACUGUUAAACUCCUCAAUAACGGAUAUCCAGCGACCAAAUUGAUGGAGCUGAACUUACAAGCCAAGGAAGCCGACAUUUUGGCCGAACCAUCAAUGAAACCGCACUUCACCAACUCCAAAACCGGAAAACUUUACAAAGAAGGGGAUAUUAUUAAAAAUCCCACACUCGCAGAGACCCUUCGGCGGCUAGCCGUCUCCACUGAUCCCGUCCGAACUUUUUACAAAGGCGAAAUGGGGGAUUUGGUUGCGUUUGAGAUCAAAAAGCUGGGUGGACACGUGACCAAGAAGGAUCUGGAGCAAUACAAAAGUAAAAUUGACGAGAAACCAAUCACAACCACUCCAUUUGGCGAUGAAUUAACGAUCUGUGGACCGAAACCUUCAAGUAGUUCGGCCGUAACUCAGCUGAUUUUGAGUAUCAUGGCAAGAUUUUAUCCCAUUGGAAGCAAAAAAGAGACCGUUUUCAACGAUGUGGAGUAUUAUCAUCGAUUUAUUGAGGCGCAAAAGUUUGCUUACGCUCAGCGGACUAAACUUGGUAAGCCAUAGAGCCAGAGCCAACUACCCUUCAAAAAAAAGUUUUUUUCUGAAAGAUUGAGUUUUAGGGGACCCAGACUACGUUCAUGAAGCCAACGGCGCUCUGCAGAAUAUGACCAGCAAAGAAUUCAUCGACCAAAUUGUUGAGAAAAUCUCGGAAAAAACGCUGAAGGUCAACGAAUACGGAUCUAGUGAAGAGCAAUUGGACGACAAAGGAACGUCUCAAAUUUCGGUUAUUGAUGCUGAUGGGAACGCUGUUUCGCUUACCAGUUCGGUCAAUAAUAUGUAAGCUAUAUAUAUUUAGCGUAAACUAAUCACGAUUUUUCCAGUUUCGGCUCCCUCGUUCGCUCCGAACGUCUCGGGAUUGUUUGGAAUGAUCAAAUGGACGAUUUCUCCCUCCCCGGCAGCAAAAACUUCUUUGGAUUCACCCCGGCUAAAGCCAAUUACAUUGAACCCGGGAAACGACCACUCAGUAGCAUGAGCCCCAUUAUCAUCUACAACUCCAAAACCAAGGAGGCUGAAGCCGCGGUUGGCGCAGCCGGAGGGUCUAAAAUUAUCUCCGCGGUGGCUCAGGUCAUUCUACAGAAACUUGCUUUCAAUCAGACGGUCAAAGAGGCCGUUGAUUUCCCCAGGAUUCAUAAUCAAUUCACGCCAAUUCGGACAGCGUAUGAGAAAGGAGUACCCCAGGUAAUUUAACCUCCGCCGAAAAUCAACUAUGUAUGCCCUAAAAACAUUGUUUCCCCCCGAUUCUCCCUUCUCUUGAAUCUCGACUUAAAAAUUUGCCAAUUAAUUUUCAGAUUCUCCUCGACGAACUCGCAAGACUGGGCCACAAUUUUACAGAGAUGGUAACCCCCUUCUCAACAGUUCAAGCCAUCUUCCGAACCGCCAACGGGCGGUUACAAACAACUUCAGACUUCCGACGACCGGUCUACAUGAAUCCGACGGGAUUUUAG